GCGUAAGGCAGUGCACAUUCACGCACACGAAUAGAGAGCCUUUGUAUGAAUGCCAAUACAUGUCAACGUCCACUCGAUCAACGGUACAAAUGAGCACCCAUUGUAUUCACGCCAGCGGUCCAUCGGCAGGCAGCUGGUGCCCUCCAUGCUUCAAAAGAAUGAGUCCACCGAGAGACAGAGACAGAGAGAGGGAGACAGAGGGAGAGAGAGACAGAGAGAGGGAGAGAGAGGAAAGCCAAACACCGUCAGCAAGAAAACCGACAGGGGGGCCCUGGAUAGACAUUAUGCAAGUCAGUGUAUACGUAUACGUGUGUGUACACCGAUAUAUAUAAAGGUGUGUACAGAAGACAUACAAAUGCGUACAGACACAGAGAGAGAGGGGGGGGGUGGAGAGGGGGGGUCGACGUGAGGCAAGGCAGCAGAAAAUACGGACCAAGCGCACAUGCAUCUUACCUGCAGCCAGCCAUCCCUCCACGAUUCACCACAUGUGUCCGCACAGCACGAGUAAGAUGAAGAAGGAUUCGAGCACAUCGCUCCAGUAUGUAUGCAUUGUGUGUGCAUGACAGCAUUCAGCAAAAACGCCUGCCUCGGCGACCGAGUGGCAUUCAUGAAGUCACACACAAAAUGAAUUCAGGACGACACUCAGACAGUGAGGGAGAAAGGCAACCCGCCUCCCCGCCAGCAACCAGCCACACGCAUCAACGCCGCGGACCAACAAGCAGACAAGAAGGACUGACUGCAUGGAAGCAGCCUGUCUGUCUGUCCGUCUGUCAACUGGUGUGAUGACAUGGGUGUGUGGGUGUGGAUGGGCGAAGAGUGUGAAGUACACACUGCACGGCCACAGUGUGAGUGUAUCCAUUCAUCCAUCCAUCCAUCACGAAGCAGCCCAGCCCACAGACGCUGAUGCAGAUGCAGACGCAGACGCAGACGCCGCCGCGGCCUCGCCACCUGCUGAGAUUGCAUCAGCUGGCACAAACACGCAGCCAUACGUGCCCCACUUCGUUUGCUGCGUACCUCUGCUGCCCUCUCCGCUGCCAUCAUCAUCAAAGUCCUCAAAGUCGUCCUCCACAUCGUCAUCAUCGCCAUCGAAAUCUGCAUUACACACACGGAUGAUAGAGAAAGGCGUCAACCAUCCAUCCAUCCAUCCAUCUGUGUAUGCCCCUUCCUGGUUCCGAACCGUCGUCGCCGUCCAGAUCGUCGUUGUCGGAAUCUGCACCACACACCAACAGCAGUGAAGACAAUCCAUCCAUCCGUCUAUCCAUCCAUUUCCGUGUGUCCUGUGUCCGUACCGUCGUCACUGUCAUCAUCCUGCGGCUGCUGUCCCGCUCCCGGUGCGCCGUCAAACAGGAUGGCUGAGAUGACGGGCCCCAGCACCGCACGCGCCAGCCGAGUGGACACUGGGAAGCGGUCCUUGAAGGCGGCGCCACCCACACCACACACAGCCGACUCGGUCGUGCAGAUGCGGACAUCCGCUGCAAAAGAAUAAGAGGAGAGGACAGAGAUGAGAGUGAGUGUUGUAUGUAUGGUGUAUGGGAUGGACUGACUAGCGAGGGGAGGCCUCGCCGUGGGGAUGGCCACCGGAUCCCCGAUAAACAUCCAUGCGACGAAUGAGUGGCCGGCGUCGGUCAGAAUGAGAUGACGCCGAACUGCGGGCAGAGUGUCGGGGCAGACUGAUGCGGUGGUGGUGGUGCAUCCCUCCACUGGUGUGUGGGGGGACUGCGUCAGCAGGUUGUGCAGCCGGUCGUUGUCGACAUGGCUAACACACACAUAACAUACACUCGUAUGACGUGGCAAUGCCCACACAGAGUGAUGCCCCGCCUCACUGGUCGAGUGAUUGGUUCGUUGUGGUCAUCGUGUGAGUCGUCUCGAAGUGGUUGAGGGCGAUGCUCUUGACCCACGACGAAACAGACGAGAAGAAAAGCUGACCCGACGGCCGCCAGCCAAAGAGGUCGGAAUAUGCAAUGCGGCUGCCGACGGGCGGGUCGUGCUGCUGUCGGUGCUGCUGGUAGAGAAAGUCGGGAGGGAGGGGCGGGUCGACGUCGAUCUCGAAGCCGUCCUCGUCCUUGACGGCCCGCAGUCUGUUGCCGUGCUGGAAAAGCUGGAAGGUCGUGUUGUUGCCGAAUUGGAUGUGGGGGCCGACCAUCUUCAGCUGAGCCAACACACGGGGAGCGGCCAAAUACGCCUGCACACAAAAUACACCAACACACCACACACCGAUUAAAAGCCAUCCUCUCUGCCUUCCUCCCUCCCUCCCUCCCUCCCUCGGUUGGCUUACCGCCUUGUUUGGGUAUUGGUGCAGAUCGCCCGCAGUGAGCCUCACAGGCAGCUGGCAGUUGCCGCACUGCCCUGCCAGCUCAAUGGCCUCGCUCGUCUCACUCCAGCCGCCCACCUCCAUCACACACAGCGCCGCCAGCAUGUCACCCUUGCCCAUCUGCUGGUCGUCGAAUGUCAGCAGCUGCUGUCCGUUGGCCGUCCGCCGCAGCCCCGCCUGUCUGCUGAGCUCAUCGUCUGUUGUCCAUUGGCUGAGCCGCUGCCGUAGCUGAGACGUUUGGAAGAGCCCUCUCGCCCAUUUGCAGGUCUUCCUCAGCCGCAGGAUGUCAUUGAGACUGAGAAGGAAGAAUGUGCGCCGGCCGACGAGGACGUACUCGACGGGGUGCUGCUGCUGGUUGGGAUGCUGCUGGUUGGGCUGCAUCACGACCUUCGGGACU
Molecule: messenger RNA, 2708 nt
Organism: Vitrella brassicaformis
Lineage: Eukaryota; Vitrellaceae
Source: the annotation of a GenBank genome assembly